This is a messenger RNA of Ipomoea triloba (trilobed morning glory), 663 nucleotides long. Its product is annotated as transcription factor MYB15-like. The record is from RefSeq and is a predicted model, not a curated record. The coding region runs from base 1 to 663 and encodes 220 amino acids. The transcript is spliced from 3 exons. NCBI's taxonomy places the organism in Eukaryota, Viridiplantae, Streptophyta, Magnoliopsida, Solanales, Convolvulaceae.
AUGGUGAGAGCUCCCUCUGUUGACCAAAAUGGAAAGAAGAAAGGUGCAUGGAGUAAAGAAGAAGAUGAUACGUUGAGAGCUUAUGUUCUCAAACAUGGGCACCAGAACUGGCGACAACUCCCUAACCUCGCUGGGCUAUCGAGAUGUGGGAAGAGUUGCAGAUUAAGAUGGGUGAAUUACUUGAAGCCCGGUAUAAAAAGAGGUAACUUCACUAGGGAUGAAGAUCAACUCAUACUUAAUCUCCACAAACAACUCGGGAACAAGUGGUCAGCCAUUGCUGCAAGGUUGCCGGGAAGAUCAGACAACGAAAUUAAGAAUCACUGGCACACUUGUCUCAAGAAAUUCGACAACGUUGGAGUUAUCGAAUCGUCAAAAACACAGUCGUCGCAUUCAGAUGAUGCCCAAAGUGUUCAAUCUUCCGAUAAGUCGCAACAACAACAUUUGGCACCAUUUGAUCUCCAGGCUGCAAUGGAAACCCUUCCAUUUUCACCAAAAACUGAACCGUUUUCUUAUUUCAUGGAUUCUGCAGUUCUGAGCAGUGAGGAAGGGACUUCAAACGAUGAUGAUGAUGAUGAUAGCAGAGAACUGGAACAAGAAAUUUUUGUUCCAGAUAGGUUAUUUGUGGACGAAGAGAUUCAAAGUUUGCUUAAUGAUUUUCCAUGA